AUGCCGGCCACUCAUCACAUUCAACUUGAAACGAUGGAAAAAACAAAAAUGAAAGUAACAAGAAAGAUUUCCCGGAAACGGAACAUUGACAAAGCAAAAACAGAACAUAAGGAAGAAGAACUACGAACAAAUAUUGCCAGAAAAAAGAAUCUGCAUUCAAUUGGAAGACCAGAGUUAAAGAAAAAAGUCAAACCAGUUGUGGAUCCACCAUUUUCAAAACAGGUGGAAAUGCCAUCUCUCUUUUGUUUUUCAAUGAAUUUACAAGAAAUUGCUCCCAAUAUAAACAAAAGUGAAAAACGUCUGAAUCAUGAGCAAAAUCUAAAAAUGAAGGAGAGAAAAAGAUUGAUAUUCACAAAAAAACUACACAAAAUGUAUCAACUUGCAAUGGCACACCAAGCCACUUUUUCUAGGAUACUUGCAAAACAUUCAGAUGAUUUUGGUCCUGAUAUGGAUCCUCUUGGAUCCGUUAAGGUUUAUCCAGACAAUGAAGUAGAAGCAUCAAAAGCCAGAGGAAGUCAAUCAGAUGAAAGGAUGAAAUUGAACCUGGAUUCAAGUGAAUUAAUGAAGGCAUUGGAUACUUCAAGAGAUGAAAUGAUCAACAAUAAACAACUUGUUUCUGCUGAGCCUUUGUCUCCAGUUACAAAAGAAAGAAACUGUUCUUCUACUGAACCAUGGGAAACAUCCGAUGAAGAGAAUGAAAUGCUCGUUAAUGAUCUAGUUAUGCUGUCAGUUGAAGACUCGACAAAAUGA
Messenger RNA from Acanthosepion pharaonis, 750 nucleotides. Lineage: Eukaryota; Metazoa; Mollusca; Cephalopoda; Sepiida; Sepiidae. The record is from the annotation of a GenBank genome assembly.